CAAACAUCAUGUCGACAACCCGCUUGCCCAACGUCCCUGCGAUUCGGAAACAGCAGCUUCUCCUAGAAUUCGCAAGCUUGCAACAUGCCGCUCCUCCGGGAACUUACAUGAGCCUCAGCCCGGGCGAUCCAACGCUUUGGUUGGGAGUCAUCUUUGUUCGCUCCGGCCCCUAUGCCUCCGCCGUCCUCCGCUUCCAGAUCCGGUUCCCCACGUCCUAUCCCGAUAUGCCUCCUCUAGUGAACUUCGCCACUGACGUCUUCCAUCCCUUAAUCGUCCCCCUCACCACAUACACAUUCAGCACCGGUGCCUCAAGCGAGGAUCCAGUCAGCGCAACAGACGAAGAGCGGCUACACCCUGGCGGGUUCAGUCUGCGGCACGGAUUCCCGCACUGGUUUGGCCGCGCAAAGCGAGCUGGAUUACAAUCCGCCACUCCGCCUAGAGAGACCGCCAGUGUGCGUAAUUCGACUGCUACUAGCGAAGGGGUGUCCAAUACCCUCUGCAGGGAAAGCAUGUCCGGGGAUAACGGCACCGCCAACGAACAGACAGAGCCUCAGUCGAAAGAAGAUGACGAGAAUGAAAAUGAGGAUGAAGGCGAGGCCGUCGCCCCGUCGUCAGUAGAGCAGCCGGUUGAGCCUAGAAAGACUGUCCCUGUAUCAGAGCUGCUGGAUUACAUUCGGUCUACGUUCGACAAUGAGACGGUCCUCGAUUCUUUACCGCUGGAAGCAGCCGGAAACCCGAGUGCGUGGCAUGCGUGGAAGGCUCAUCGGAAGGGAAGCACUGCUUCUGCAUCGAAGAAGGGGAGCCCGCAGGCGAGGUCCCCGGGAGACUGGCAUUGGGAUGGGAUCUGGGCCAGACGGGUGCAGAACGAGAUUGAGGCUAGUAGUUCGGAUGCGAUGUUGUAUGGGAAUACGACGCGGGGAGGAGUCGAGGAGAUGGUAAUACCUGACACACAGUGUGUUAAUGAUCAGCUGCUAACAAGCUCACAGAUCCGGUUCAGCCGCCUCGACGAAUCCACCCUGGCAUCAGUCAAAGAGAUGAUGAUUCCACGCACAGAGGCAGUGCGUGAGUAAUUCAAUAUACCCUUAAUAGAACCGAUCGUGGCUCAGUUGACCUGACCUGAUCUCAUACAUAAUCAAAAAGUCAUUAAUC
Molecule: messenger RNA, 1149 nt
Organism: Aspergillus eucalypticola CBS 122712
Lineage: Eukaryota; Fungi; Ascomycota; Eurotiomycetes; Eurotiales; Aspergillaceae
Product: putative ubiquitin-conjugating enzyme
Exons: 3
Coding region: 9-1070 (353 amino acids)
Source: RefSeq, a predicted model, not a curated record